Symbiodinium natans is the source of this 1119-nucleotide messenger RNA. Lineage: Eukaryota; Dinophyceae; Suessiales; Symbiodiniaceae. The record is from the annotation of a GenBank genome assembly.
AUGGCCGAGAGUUUUCACAUCCCGGGCGACCUGGAUGACCGACUUAAUGUGGUGAAGCAACAGAUCAUGGAGCUCUAUGUCCUCAAUAAAAAGUUCAAGCAGAAUUUCGAGCAGCUGUCAGGGGCAAUACUGCACGCCCAGAGGAACCAGCUUCUGGACAAGGAAGAGAUCUUGAGGCUAGAAGAGUUGAACAGGGUGGCGAAUGCUGCAAAGCACGAAGGGCUCGGAAUAGAUGAUCCUGCUGGAAAUGAUGAGCUCGGCGAAGAUCGAGAUGUGGUACCUGUCGGUGAUUCCGUCGGUGAGCUCAGCCAGAGAUAUGCAAAGCUGCUUGGGCGUGAUCCGGUGAAGGCUGACCUGUGUUUUCGCUACAAGCCACGGCCUGGUAACAUGGGGAACUUCAUCGCCAUCGCUUGCUUGCAAUCACUGGAUCCCCCCGUGGAGUUUGUGGGUGAACCUUCUCGCUUGAAGCAGGGGGCGAAGCAGUCGGCAGCAGUGAAAGCAUUGGAAUAUCUGGAGGCUCAGGGCGACAACAUUCGCAUCACGCAAGGCGAAAGAUCCUUGCAACGAAAGAGAUGUUGGAUUAACGUGGAACUGUCGCAGAAUGGUCUUGUUGCGGAUUCUCCAGGGGAAGCGAGUGAGUGCUCUGCUGUCGACCCGGGAGUUGUGAGGAACUCAUCCAAUGCGAAAGGUGCGCUUCUCGAGUUUCUUACCAAGGAGAUACGUCGGCCAUUGGAGGAAGAGGAGGUGGAAUGGCUUUCCAACUAUCAAGAUGGCGCAUUUCUAGUCACGCUGGUUCUCGAUGUUGAAGGCUGGGCUGUCGGCAGUUUUGUGAGCAGUCCUUUUGCUCGAAAGAGAGAUGCCGAGCAAGAUGCUGCCAAGUUAGCAUUGGCACAGCUGAUGAACACUAGGACUCGUCGACCGCGUGCACUUCCCACGACGCUGCGGUUGCCUGCAGACAUCACGGUGGGCACCCUGCUGGAACGCUAUGUCCCGGAAACAAUCGACAGAAAUAUUUGUGAAGUCACUUGGGCGGGGUCUGUGGUGGAUGACCCAGUGCCCUUGGGUAGCCUUGCAAGCGAUCCACUUUCACUAGUUCUGCAGGAGCGGCAGGCUUGGUGA